CAUCACCCUGCCUUGCCACUUCUCCUUUGUGGACGGCACCUACGACCUGACCUUCACGUGGAAAGAGAAGACAUCAAGGAAGAACACGAAGUGGAGGACAAAGACUUCUACAAGUUUUUUGUGGCCCUCCAAGAUUUCUAUCAGUUUUACCCGAAGCUGAUCUACAGUUUUGCGGACAACAAAGAGCAGCUGGAGGAGCAGAAUUCUCUGUACGAGGGGAGAAUCUGGGUGGACGACGACGAGAUUUCUGAAGGCAAUUUGGACCUCAUCUUGGAGCAAGUGGAGUUUUCGGAUGAGGCCUUCUACAUCUGCAAGGCCACUAACUCCAGGGGGGCAGGGCAGAAGAAAAUGAAGCUCAUUGUGCAAGGCUGCCAAGUUUCCAGGCCGGGCGGGGUUUCCCCGCUUCAGAGGUUCCCAACCCACCUGCCUGCAUUGGGUGGGAUCCUCCCCCCACGUCACCAGCACGAUGCCAUCACUCGCAGUGAUGUCAUCAUCCCAGCGACAUCACGCCGAAGAGCCACAGGUGCAGUUCAGCACAGUCGACGAUGUCCUGGUGGCCAAUGCAUCUCCGCAGGCUGGUACCACAUGCCCAAGGUGACCUGGCGCAACCGGCGGGAAGAGGACAUCUCCAGCUACGCCGUCACCGACGUCCUAGAAGAGAGGCAGGACGGGUCCCACCGGGUGGUGUCCGUCUUGCACUACCCCGUCCUGCUCCACGAGAUCUACACUUGCCACAUCGAAGAGGAAGAUGUGCUGAACAGGCCCGUGAGAUCCAUCCACAAAGUCCCAAAGAGAAAAUACCACAACAUGUACAACCACUAUUAGAAAUUCAACGACUGGGACCCGCCAAGGCAAGAGGCUGCCACCGCUUCCGCCUCGUGGAUUCUUCUGCUUUGCACAGUAUAC
Molecule: messenger RNA, 906 nt
Organism: Heteronotia binoei (common prickly gecko)
Lineage: Eukaryota; Metazoa; Chordata; Lepidosauria; Squamata; Gekkonidae
Exons: 4
Source: RefSeq, a predicted model, not a curated record